AUGUUCUUUUCAAAUUUAUAUCAGAAAUUAUUUAAAAUAUCUUUAAAUUCUAUAAUAUCAAAUAAACGAUAUGUCAGGAAUGGUCAACGUCAAUCAACUAUUCUCGAUAAUUAUGCAAAUAUUUAUCGACCUGAAAUUGAAAGUCAAUUGGAAAAUUUGGCUAUACAAACAACUAAAAAUAAAUCAUUACAAAUUAAUUAUGAAAUAGACCAACAACGUAAACGACAAAAUACAGUUCGAUAUCAUAUUCUAAAACGGAAAUAUGUUGUUCAUCCUAAUGAUAUUAAAGUAGAUCCAUAUGUUAAAAAUCAUAUGCAAUUUUUACAUAAAAACUAUCCAAAACGUUGGACAGCAGAAAUACUUGCUGAAAGUUUUAAUCAAUCUGUUGAUAAUGUACGACUGAUUCUACAACAACGAACAAGACGUCGUAUGCGAGUUCGACCACGUCCACCAACAACAUUAUUUGGUAUUAAAGAUGAAGAAGAACGUGAAAAACUUGUUCGUGAUCAUAUUAUUCAAAGAGAUAUAGGCAUUAAUAAUAAACCUGAUUUAGUAAAAGAUGAUGAUGAAGAACCAGUUGAUUAUCAAAUAUUAGCUGAAGAAAGUAAUCUUGUAUCACAAAAACGUCCAUCCGAUAUUUAUAUGAAAAGAGAUAAUGAUGGUUUCUUCUCAAAUAUCAUUUCAUCAUCCGAUGAAGAUCAACAAAAUGAACGUGACAUAUCAAUAAAGAAAAAACUUUUAACUUCUUCUUCUACUUCAACAUUACUCGAUCGUAUUAAUAAACUUCGUAUAAAUACGAAUAUAACUUCUGACACGUAUUCAUAUGAUCAAACUUCAGAAAUUUAUGAUAAACGUAUGGCAAUUAUACAAAAAAUGCAACAAACUAAUGAUACGAUUGUUGAAAUGAAUGAAAAAAAACAAAAAUUCCUUAAAAAAUCACCAGUAAAAAAAUAG
Adineta steineri is the source of this 954-nucleotide messenger RNA. The record is from the annotation of a GenBank genome assembly. Lineage: Eukaryota; Metazoa; Rotifera; Eurotatoria; Adinetida; Adinetidae.